Molecule: messenger RNA, 1477 nt
Organism: Alnus glutinosa
Lineage: Eukaryota; Viridiplantae; Streptophyta; Magnoliopsida; Fagales; Betulaceae
Exons: 7
Coding region: 504-1115 (203 amino acids)
Source: RefSeq, a predicted model, not a curated record
CGUUAAAAGGAUCGCAUAAACAACUCAUCGCCAUUUAUAAAGACGGAGAAGUAGUCGGGAAUCGCCAACUCCCAGUGUUUCUAGUUCUGCACACACCCACACACGAUCAUUCUCUCUAGCUUCUUCCCUACCAAUCCCCCGAUCGUUUUCCUCUUCGACAGGAACAAUCUCUCGUCUAUCUCUUUCUUGUUCCUUUGCGAGCUUCACGAGAAUUAUCUUCCCAAUUAGACAAAAGACGGAGUGGUUGUGAGUUGAGGAAGACAGAAGAGGAAGAAGAAGAAAGGCUGUCUGAACACGUUUAGGCCGGCCCAUCUCUUGGAUUAAGGUGGCUCUGAAAUUUUUCAACCAACUGAUCUUGGAGCAGUUGAAGAAUUUCUUUUCUUUUGUUGGUACUGAAUAGCGAUUAAUUGACCCAUUCGGCACGCCACGGUGACUCUGUACACCACCUCUCUUUGGCCUUUGCCUUUUUCUUCACCCACUUUCUUUCCUCGAAAGUGACGGAUAUGGCGGACAAUCCAAAGUUGGUUUGUGGCUCAGAAGAGAAUAUGGGUAGCCAGAAAAUCUCGGUUUCGGAUCAUAUGAACGGCUUUCAGUAUAAGGCCGAUAAUUCCGAUAGCUUAGUUAUUGACAUGGAGAGCUUCUCCCGCAGCACCAUUAAUAAAGAUAUUACUGCGAAUUCACGAAUUACUUUGCAGAGAAACCCUUCACGAAAAGGGUCUCUGCGUGGCGGCGAGAAAAAGACUAGUGCUACUGCUACUGCGACUGCUUCUGCUAACGAUAGAGAUACUAAUGUCGCUACAUCCUCACCCAGAGGGUCUAGCACGCCUGAAAAGUCUGCGCUGGUGGCAGUAGGGACCAUGGAUAAUUCGAGCAACCCACAAGUUCAUCAUCAGAUUACCAUCACCACCGGCAACAUCACAACUCCCACCGAAAGCAGAUGCAUUUCUAGGAGAAAUAGUUUCAGGCGCUCUCCAUGGGUACUUGAUCCCAAGAAGAUUCUCUUCUUAUUUGCCACCUUGUCAAGCAUGGGAACAAUCUUAUUGAUAUACUUCACCCUUUCAAUUGGCAAGCCCAAUUCAGAUGGAGAUGUUUUGGAUUGGCAACAGCGACCAUAGACACAGCCUUCAGAGAGAAUAUUGAUAUAUACUGGCAGCCGAAUGAUCAGGAGAUAAACAGAAGUGGGCAUUCGAUUAACAUGGCUUCAGAGUUGGCAGUGGUAAGCUUUUUCUCCAGGCGUUUAAAAAAAAUUUACAGACGAAGACAAUGGCAUACUGCAUUGUGACAAAGAAAAAGAAUCUUCCUUUUAGUAUGAGUACCGGCAGAGAUCAAAGCAAAUGAGUUUUUUCUUUUGUAUAUUUGCUGUCUCUGUACAGCUUAGUGGAUGAUUAGAAGUUACUUUUUGCUCGCUUUCUUGCUCUUUUUUCCUUCCCAUACCUUCGGUUCCAUUUGCUCUUUAGAACAGGCCCCUUUUGUUGUA